Molecule: messenger RNA, 1071 nt
Organism: Anisakis simplex (herring worm)
Lineage: Eukaryota; Metazoa; Nematoda; Chromadorea; Rhabditida; Anisakidae
Source: the annotation of a GenBank genome assembly
GUUCAUAUACCACCGUCAGUGCCAUAUUCGUCGUCGUCGUCGUCGUCUUCGUAUUUGCUUUCAUUUGCUUCCUCUCCUUCAUCGUCUCACUCUUCCUCUUCACCCACACCAUCCCCAUCCUCGUCAUCAUCACGAAUCGCUGCUUCUUCCACUUCUCCACCAACAAAUGUCUAUUCGAAAAAACGCAAAAAAUCUUCAUCUUUUGCGGUGUCCGAUUGCUCGUGUAUACAUCCGUGUGAUUUAAUCGAAGGUGCUGAUGCAUCGCCAUUCGCGUCCACCUCGCAAAUCAUUCGUUAUGUCGGCGAUUACGCGCCUCAAAAUCGUCCUGAAGGGAUCUACGACUUUUUCUCGUCGCCAAAUCAUUGCUCAUCAAGACGUCGAUACUGUGAUGCGUUGCGGGAACGUCAAUACGCAUGGAAGGAAUCCGUGAGACGAGCUCAGUUUCGUACCUCUUCUACAACAGAACAGUCACAAUCAUCAAGGGAACAUCUUGAUUCCGUCUCAUCAACAGUAUUAUCACCAGCAGUCACACCUCAUCAUCACCCGACCACAUCAGCACCGAGCAAUCGUCGUUCCAACAACUACGUCGGAUCCAUACAUCAUCCGGGUUCUUCGAAUUUCCUAGAACUGCCCGAUGAGAACGAUGGAAUCGCAAAGAGUCUGUCAGCCUAUGCAGAUGAUCGAUACGAUAUGAUCCAGUUGUCGAACGGUGAUGCUGACGAGCGCAAUCGCCGACGACAGAAUGAAGUGUAUCGCUUGGAUUCCACAGGUGGUGACGAAAAUGAUUUAGGCGACGAGGCGAUGGAUGAUGGCUAUGAGAAACGGGCGGGGAAUGAGCCUGAGGAGGUGGAUAACUAUAUUAGUGAAUGGCGAACGACAGCAAGAUCAAGACGUCGGGUUGUGAUGAGAAAUGCUGAGUCGAGAGUGCAAUGGAGGAGGGCAUCUUCCUCAUCGUCUGCAUCACGGCUAAUCGCCUCGACUGAUCGAUAUCGCGUCGUAUCACGGUUGUUUCUUCGUAUGGUGACUGAAGUGCUGUUCUUUUCGUUGUUUGCUUUCGUUGUUUUUUGGUAA